Rotaria socialis is the source of this 219-nucleotide messenger RNA. Lineage: Eukaryota; Metazoa; Rotifera; Eurotatoria; Philodinida; Philodinidae. The record is from the annotation of a GenBank genome assembly.
AUGUAUUACGUGAAAAUUGAGGGUGUGAAUUACGAACACGCCGAUGACAAAGAAUUAACUGAAGAAGAUGUACUUGAUCUUGCUCUUGGAAAUAUUAGUGAAGAAAGUAAUGAUUCUUCAAAAGAACCUUCAUCAAUUGCUCAGUAUUCAACUAGUCAAAGAACUUCAUAUGAAAAUAAUAUUGGUGAAAUAUCAGUGAGUAACAUUCAUAAAAAUUGA